Saprolegnia diclina VS20 is the source of this 426-nucleotide messenger RNA. RefSeq lists its product as hypothetical. The record is from RefSeq and is a predicted model, not a curated record. Bases 1 to 426 code for a protein of 141 amino acids. The transcript has 3 exons. Lineage: Eukaryota; Oomycota; Saprolegniomycetes; Saprolegniales; Saprolegniaceae.
AUGUUGCCUGCGCCCAAGCUGAUCACAUGCAAGAACCCGACCGCCAGCCUCGCCAUCGAGCGCAUUCGCCUCGUCGUCGGCGACAAGAUGCGCGCGUCGGGCAUCGAGUCGGUUGAGGACUUUUGCUCUGCAGUCGGCUUCGCCACUCGGGCCUCGUUCCAGAGCACCAAGACGUUCACGCUCAGCGCCGCCACGUUCGGACGCAACAUGCUCUUCAACUUUGAGCACCUCACCGACUGGGCCGCCGCACACAAGCGCAGCAUCCAGCGCAUCGCCGCUACAAUGAACACGAGAACCAAGGCCGCAUUGACCAUGGCUUUGCGGCUCCAAGGCGAUGUUCAACCUCUCGCACAACAUGCAGAGCAAGACGUUGCCGGCCACUGCCGGGCCCUUUGGGAUUGUCCAAGCACACCAACCGUGACAUAA